AUUAAUUCAUAAAAUUACAAAUCAUCAAGAAAGAAAUUGAAAAUUUCAAAAAUCGGAAAUCACUUGGUAAAACUUACGUAGUACUCUGAAUCCAACCUCUCUUUUUUCGCUGGUCAGCGUAUUAUAAACAACUUGUGCAAAAAUGGGGAAGAGAAAUAAUAUGAUCCCGAAUGGCCAUUUCCACAAGGAUUGGCAACGCUUCGUAAAGACCUGGUUCAACCAACCAGCAAGGAAAUUCCGCAGAAGGGAAAACAGAGUUAAGAAAGCACGUUCCCUUGCCCCAAGACCAACACAACUUUUGAGGCCAGUGGUUCACUGCCCAACUAUCAGGUACCACUCGAAAGUUCGAGCUGGAAAAGGAUUCACUCUUGCCGAAUUGAAAGCAAGUGGUUUGAAUAAACAUUUCGCAAGAACCAUUGGCAUUGCAGUUGAUUCAAGACGAAGAAACAAAUCCGUCGAAUCUCUGCAAAAGAAUGCUCAGAGGCUUAAGGAAUAUAGAGCCAAAUUGAUUCUCUUCCCAUUGAAUGAGAAGAAGCCCAAGAAGGGAGAAGCUACCGAAGAAGAGCAGAAGGUAGCCGUUCAAUUUAAGGGACAAAUUAUGCCAUUCAAACAUCAAGCCCCAGCUAAGGCUAAAGCCAGCGUAUUGUCAGAUGAGGAUAAGAAAUUCUCAGCUUAUGUUACGCUUCGCAAAGCUAGAGCAGAUGCACGGUUAGUUGGAAUUCGAGCAAAACGCGCGAAGGAUGCUUCUGAAAAUCCCGAUGAUGUCACGAAAGUUGCAGCAACGAAGGAGAAGAAAGCCAAGAAGUAAACACCUUUAACAUUGUCAUCUUUCUAUUAAAAUAAUAAACAGAAAAUUCCAACAAA
This is a messenger RNA of Leptopilina heterotoma, 864 nucleotides long. It is a transcript of the gene RpL13, whose product is annotated as 60S ribosomal protein L13. NCBI's taxonomy places the organism in Eukaryota, Metazoa, Arthropoda, Insecta, Hymenoptera, Figitidae. Gene Ontology annotation, biological process: translation. The transcript has 4 exons. The coding region runs from base 143 to 808 and encodes 221 amino acids. The record is from RefSeq and is a predicted model, not a curated record. Gene Ontology annotation, molecular function: RNA binding; structural constituent of ribosome. Gene Ontology annotation, cellular component: cytosolic large ribosomal subunit; ribosome.